Metarhizium robertsii ARSEF 23 is the source of this 501-nucleotide messenger RNA. RefSeq lists its product as uncharacterized. Gene Ontology annotation, biological process: regulation of DNA repair. The transcript has a single exon. NCBI's taxonomy places the organism in Eukaryota, Fungi, Ascomycota, Sordariomycetes, Hypocreales, Clavicipitaceae. Bases 1 to 501 code for a protein of 166 amino acids. Gene Ontology annotation, molecular function: poly(ADP-ribose) glycohydrolase activity. The record is from RefSeq and is a predicted model, not a curated record.
AUGACUUUUAUGACUUUGGUAUUUUGGUACAACUCGUCGCAGGGACAUCCAAAAGCCGUGGAGAUGUAUAUCACAGCGCCAUUCGUCUAUUUUGAAAUGAUGCAUAUUUUUGACGCCAUCUCAGACUCUGAGCAGAUCGAGUACUCGCUCCAUGCUCUUGGCAGCGAUACAAUCCUCACAACAAAACCAUGGAACGAAAUUCCGCUCCGUCAAGCAUCUGUCGUCAGCGUACCAAGCUAUAGUACUCUGCAGCAAGAGCUUACUUGUCAAGAAUCCAACGGAGCUGUCGCCGCAUCCGCCAACAAGGACAUUGGCUUCGGACAAUCCGCCACCCAGGAAGAAAUCUACGUUGGCAACUGUCCAGAAGCAUGUCCAGCUGUUCUAGUCACGCCAACUCUGGGCCCCGACCAAGUCCUAGUCAUUACCGGCGCUAGACCAAUCCUUCGCUUUGUUGGGCAACGUCGCGCAAUCUCAAUGAUCCAUUCUGGAACUACCUCCUAA